AUGUCCUAUCAACACUCGCAAACUUACCUCGCCGGCCGCGAAGAUAUCUGCGUGGACAAAAUUGUUGUAGAUCUCGUUGGACGUAGUGGCGUAAGAAACGCGUCUGUACCGUUUGGGGUCGCUUCGGGUGGAGGAACGCAGAGAGUGGCUAACAUAUUCCUCCCUGCAGUAUCAAUGUUUUUGGCAGAUAUACGGUGUGCCGAGAGUGAUGACUCGGACAUAAGAGUGCAGAUCUCAGCAGGUGUGAAGAGCUUGGCACUUCCGAGGGCAGACGCUGCCAAACUGCAAAAUCAAACCCCAGGCGAGCGCCGUGCAAAGAAACUUCAGGGGAUUCCGGCAAGAUGGGGGUUAGACAGAGCUGACAAAAGAAACAAGCUCAAAAACUCACCUAUCGAGACGUUCGACGAUCCUCUUCAAAAGGCCAAAGUUUGCCUAAGGAAGCCCGUGCGCAACGCUCCGGAUACGCGCAAGCCGCGAGUUAAGAUUCUCGAGCUCUGCAAGAACGACGGCGAUGAAAAGAAGGACGAUACGGCUCACCCUGUGAGAGCAGCUCCUGCGUCCGUCGCUGAGUUUACAAGGCCGGCCAGGGAGUAUGCACCUGGAAGCCUUGUGGGUAGAUCUUCCGCACGGCUUCGGUGGAUGCAGCCCCUGGCUGUGAAAAAAGGCGCCUAUGAGGUAUUUCCGACGCGACAAUCCAACGCGAAGGUAGGGAAUGCAUCAUGGUCAGAAUAG
Messenger RNA from Suillus subalutaceus, 732 nucleotides. RefSeq lists its product as uncharacterized. The record is from RefSeq and is a predicted model, not a curated record. The coding region runs from base 1 to 732 and encodes 243 amino acids. The transcript has 6 exons. Lineage: Eukaryota; Fungi; Basidiomycota; Agaricomycetes; Boletales; Suillaceae.